Messenger RNA from Musa acuminata AAA Group (dessert banana), 1435 nucleotides. Its product is annotated as cyclin-D3-2-like. Lineage: Eukaryota; Viridiplantae; Streptophyta; Magnoliopsida; Zingiberales; Musaceae. The coding region runs from base 152 to 1342 and encodes 396 amino acids. The record is from RefSeq and is a predicted model, not a curated record. Gene Ontology annotation, molecular function: cyclin-dependent protein serine/threonine kinase regulator activity. Gene Ontology annotation, cellular component: cyclin-dependent protein kinase holoenzyme complex; cytoplasm; nucleus. Gene Ontology annotation, biological process: regulation of cyclin-dependent protein serine/threonine kinase activity; mitotic cell cycle phase transition. The transcript is spliced from 2 exons.
CCCAACCAUGUCCUCCAUUUAAACUCACUCGAGAUACCUAGAAGAAAAUGACAGAAGGAAGCAGGUAGAGAUAACAGUGGUAGAGGAAGCGUCUCCCUCGUCUCCUCUUCCUCCUCGUUCUAUUAGAGUGACGAAGAAAAGGAGAACAAAGAUGGCUCUUUUGCCUCUCUUUGACCCUCUGUGUUGCCAAGAAGAGAGCUUGGAGCUGGAAGAAGAACGGACAGGACCAUUGUCGCCCGUCCACCUCCUCGAGGACUGGGCGGCGGUGGCCGAGGAGGAGUGGGUGGAGGCGCUUUGCUCCUUGGCGACCAGAGAAGGGGAGACCCGGCUGCCUGACGGCCGCGGGGAACACACGUACCUGCUGUCGGCAAGGAUGGAGGCGGUGGAGUGGGUGGCUCGCGCCUCGGAGCGCCACUUGUUCUCCGCCCUCACGGCGCUGCUUGCCGUCGACUACCUGGACCGGUGCUUCCUCACCUCUUCCGUAGCUGGCGGGCUCCGGCUUCAGCAGGACAAGCCGUGGAUGGGGCGGCUGGCGGCUGUGGCCUGCCUGUCUCUGGCAGCGAAGGUGGAGGAGACCCGCGUUCCCCUGCUCCUUGACCUGCAGCUGUCGUUAGCCGCGGCGACGGCGACGGAGCCGGAGGACAACAAGUUCGUGUUCGAGGCCAAGACCAUCCGGCUGAUGGAGCGACUCGUGCUCUCUUCCCUUGGGUGGCGGAUGAACCCCGUCACGCCGCUCUCGUUCAUCCACCACCUCCUUCCUCGACUCUGUCCCUGUUCCAAAGACAAGAACGCGAUCUCCACCACAACCGCCGCCGCCCGUGUCCGAGAUCUGGUUAACGGGUGCGAAGCUAUUCUCCUCUGCGUCAUAGCCGAUCGGAGAUGGAUCCGCUAUCCUGCAUCCAUUUGGGCCGCGGCGGCGCUGUCCGCCGCUUCGCUGGAGUCCCACGAGACCCACCACCUCAUCUCUUUCCUCAACGUUCCAAAGGUUGGAUUCUUCUCCCAUGUCUGGUUCCCCAUUAACUGCUCCGUUGUCAUCAUCUGCUCACCGAUGGAAGUAAUCCAUCUGCAGGACAAAGUGGACGAAUGCUAUCAGCUCAUCAUGGAACGAGGAAUCCAUGGCGGUAAGCGAAAGCAUUCCUCUGCCUCCUCGUACUACGCCUACAGUUCACCAGCAAGUCCAAGCGAGAGUUCGUCGAGCGGCGGCGAUUGCUGGUCAAGGUGGCCAACCUCGGGCUCACCUUCGCCGGAGAUUCGCCCUCUCAAAAGGCCAAACUGCAGCAGCGGCGGCAAGACCUUCGGAGACAAUGAACUCUGCUCCUGUUCCAAUGUAAAUAGAUUAUGAUCCGGCACUCGUACUAACUACUGCACUCCAUCUCUGUUCUCCUUAUAAUCGGCACUGUUCUUUCCUCGUUGUUGUGAGGAAUGCUCGUCUUCA